CCGCGCCCGUGUUGCCGUCUAGUAGGAGCUGUUUUCAGGGUUCUUACUCAAUCGGCUUGUUGUGAUGCGUAUCCCCGUAGAUGCCAGCACAAGCCGCCGCUUCACGCCGCCUUCCACCGCGCUGAGCCCCGGCAAGAUGAGCGAGGCGCUGCCGCUGGGCGCCCCGGACGCCGGCGCCUCCCUGGCCAGCAAGCUGAGGAGCGGCGACCGCAGCAUGGUGGAGGUACUAGCUGACCACCCCGGAGAGCUGGUGCGCACCGACAGCCCCAACUUCCUCUGCUCCGUGCUGCCCACUCACUGGCGCUGCAACAAGACCCUGCCCAUCGCUUUCAAGGUGGUGGCUCUGGGGGACGUUCCGGAUGGCACUCUGGUCACCGUCAUGGCGGGCAACGAUGAAAACUACUCGGCAGAGCUGAGGAACGCCACAGCGGCCAUGAAGAACCAGGUGGCAAGAUUCAAUGACCUCAGGUUUGUCGGCCGGAGCGGUAGAGGCAAGAGCUUCACUCUGACCAUCACCGUCUUUACGAACCCCCCACAAGUCGCCACCUACCAUAGAGCCAUCAAAAUCACAGUGGACGGCCCGCGAGAACCCCGAAGACAUCGGCAGAAACUAGAUGAAACCAAGCCGGGGAGUUUGUCCUUUUCCGAGCGGCUCAGUGAACUGGAGCAGCUGCGGCGCACGGCCAUGAGGGUCAGCCCGCACCACCCAGCCCCCACGCCCAACCCUCGGGCCUCCUUGAACCACUCUACUGCCUUUAACCCUCAGCCUCAAAGUCAGAUGCAGGAUGCGAGGCAGAUCCAGCCGUCCCCACCAUGGUCCUAUGAUCAGUCUUACCAAUACCUGGGAUCGAUCACCACCUCUUCUGUGCACCCAGCAACACCCAUCUCACCUGGACGUGCCAGCGGCAUGACGAGCCUCUCGGCAGAACUUUCCAGUCGACUUUCAACAGCCCCGGACCUGACAGCCUUCGGGGACCCGCGCCAGUUCCCCACGCUGCCGUCCAUCUCAGACCCGCGCAUGCACUACCCCGGCGCCUUCACCUACUCUCCGCCCGUCACGUCUGGCAUCGGCAUCGGCAUGUCGGCCAUGAGCUCAGCCUCUCGCUACCACACCUACCUGCCGCCGCCCUACCCAGGCUCCUCGCAGGCACAGGCCGGGCCCUUCCAGACCAGCUCGCCCUCCUACCACCUGUACUACGGCGCUUCUGCCGGCUCCUACCAGUUCUCCAUGGUGGGAGGCGAGCGAUCGCCCCCGCGCAUCCUGCCGCCCUGCACCAACGCGUCCACUGGCGCCGCGCUGCUCAACCCCAGCCUCCCCAGCCAGAGCGACGUGGUGGAGACCGAGGGCAGCCACAGCAACUCGCCCACCAACAUGCCACCCGCGCGCCUGGAGGAGGCGGUGUGGCGGCCCUACUGAGCGCCCCAGGAGGGACUGAGCCGGCUGCACCUGCCGUCCAUGCACAGACCCCCGCCAGGAGGGCCCUCGGAGGCCAACAGGAAGAUUCCCGGAGGGAAACUGUGAAUGCUUCUGAUUUAGCAAUGCUGUGAAUAAAAGAAAGAUUUUAUACCCUUGACUUCACU
This is a messenger RNA of Onychomys torridus (southern grasshopper mouse), 1581 nucleotides long. It is a transcript of the gene Runx1, whose product is annotated as RUNX family transcription factor 1. Gene Ontology annotation, cellular component: nucleus. Gene Ontology annotation, biological process: regulation of cell differentiation; regulation of transcription by RNA polymerase II; hemopoiesis. The transcript has 6 exons. NCBI's taxonomy places the organism in Eukaryota, Metazoa, Chordata, Mammalia, Rodentia, Cricetidae. Gene Ontology annotation, molecular function: DNA-binding transcription factor activity, RNA polymerase II-specific; ATP binding; RNA polymerase II cis-regulatory region sequence-specific DNA binding. Bases 65 to 1417 code for a protein of 450 amino acids. The record is from RefSeq and is a predicted model, not a curated record.